UACUUGUUUUUUAUUUAUAUAUUAUUUCAGAUGUUAUGUUUACACUUCGUGGAGCACUGUCGCAGUUAUGUACACAUCGUGCCGCUAGAACCGGUUUUUGUGUACUCACAAAUGCGGGAAACUACAGAUUUUUAGUAAGAGUGAAUGAUGUAGCAGAGCAAAGCCAAAGAUCAAUUUCUGGCAGAAAAUAUUCAAAUUCUUUCAAAACGAACUUCAAACCGAAUGUUAAAUCGACCGCCGAUUUAGCAAAAUCGUCCAAGACGACUAAUGCUAAAUUUAACCUGAGCCCAGAGGAUGAGAAGAUAUUGAGUGAUGUAUUUAGGGAUCGGUUUAGUAGAGAUCGGUUUAUACUAAGUGAAGAAUGGGCGGAAAUCAAGAGCAGCGUAAUCGGUCUACCUUUUGCUCCAGGUCGGUUAGUAAGCAAUAUAAACGUGAACAAUGCUAUACUCAAGUACUGUGGACAGAUGGACAGAAUUAUCAUCAUCAAAUCUUUUAGUGAAUACCUGGAAAAACUGGGAAAUCAAUCUUUGUAUAUUUUUCCUCUUCUCCAGGCGAUAGUUAAUACUGGUGAUAUUAAGGGUGAAGAUGGCUUUGUAUCGGAAGUAUCGAACAAAAUUUUAGAGGUUGGAUUUGAUAACUCAAUCUCGGAGCAUUAUUGGGCAGCUCUUCGGGCAUUAAUCAAAACCCAGUAUUGGAGGAAGGGACUGGAGCUAGCUAGAACUACGGGUUGGGAAGGAUAUAAUGAUAACCGUCAUGACAGUCAUCAACCCAGUGUUCAAACCUUUACCGACCUUGCAGUGAAAGCUUUAGAACAGGGAGAAGAGGAACUGAUGUGGGAUAUUAUGAAGGAAUCUCUGUUCCAUGGGAACGAUAUGCCGCUACGGUAUCCUGAAGCUGGAGGACAUAAAAUUCGAGAGACUCUGUACAAUAAAUGGAUCGAGCAUUGUGCAAGUUUAGAGAAUCCUAAGCUUGGAUUAGAGAAAUUAUUCAAUUAUUUCCAACAGUUUGAUGUUCAUCCUACACCCUCUACUUGUAGGAAACUUCAGGAAGUGUACAGCGGUUUACCGGAUUCAAGACUUUCUAACACCCAACUAGAUCACUAUAAAGGAUCAUGUUUCUGUUGUGAUACUGUUCUGGAUCCUAGUUCUGUUACAGCUGACGAGCUUAAACAUCUCAACCAAUCUAUCCUUCACCAUCUCCUCAAAAGAAAGGUCCGUGUAGCUUCUACUUCAAAACUGGUUUUUAUUUUGUCAUUCUUUGGUCCAUGUCAGUUAUUUAAAAUUAACUACAAAGGGCCGGAGCUUUUCGCCAGGGGCGAACGAGAGUAUUUGU
Messenger RNA from Eurytemora carolleeae, 1332 nucleotides. RefSeq lists its product as uncharacterized. The annotation marks the transcript as partial. The record is from RefSeq and is a predicted model, not a curated record. Lineage: Eukaryota; Metazoa; Arthropoda; Copepoda; Calanoida; Temoridae. The transcript is spliced from 13 exons.